ACGUGUUGAAGCUCGCCGAGCAGGAAACGAAGAUCAUGACGGAGGAGCAGUACCGGCACGUCCCUCGCCUCCCUCCCCUCUGGCACGGAGUCGUUAGCCCAUCCACGGUGGAGCCCAAAGACUUCCGUUUCAACGAGCAAACAGCUGAGAUGGAGAUGUCCUGGGACCCGACCAGACGAGCCUUCCUUGACCAGCAUAUCGAGCCUGAGUAAAGCUGCUCCCCACCUGCUGG
This is a messenger RNA of Guillardia theta CCMP2712, 232 nucleotides long. RefSeq lists its product as hypothetical. NCBI's taxonomy places the organism in Eukaryota, Cryptophyceae, Pyrenomonadales, Geminigeraceae. Bases 36 to 212 code for a protein of 58 amino acids. The transcript is spliced from 3 exons. The record is from RefSeq and is a predicted model, not a curated record.